GUUUCCAUGGAGACCGAGGCCGGGCCCGCGCGGCCUCCCAGCGUUGUCAUGGAGACAACUCCGGGGCUGGGGCUCCCAAGGCCCGCCGGCUCACCGCUGGCUCAGAACCCCGCGGAGCCGCUGCGCGAGGCUGGAGCCGCGGCGGCGGCGGCGGCUGCACGCUGGGACCUGAGGAAGCACUCUUUGCUCAUCGUGAUCGGCGACAUUGGUACAGAGAGUCAGCUGAGGGCCGUGCGGGCCCACCUUGAACAAGGGAUUCUCUCCUGGAACAUUGACUUAUCAUCCUUCGACUUGAACCAACAGCUGAGACUCUUCAUUACCCGGCACCUAGCUCACUUCUCUUCAGAGGUCAAAGGCCAAAGGACCCUCUGCCACCAGAGUGAGAUCCUAGAGACCAUCAUCCUGGUAAACCCCAGUGCAGACAGCAUCAGCUCUGAGGUUCACCAUCUUCUUAGCAGCCCAUCAGCUCACAAACUACUGAUCUUGAGUGGGCAAAGUUUAGAGCCUGGGGGCGACCUCAUCCUACAGAGUGGAACCUACUCCUACCAAAACUUUGCCCAGGUCCUUCACAACCCAGAGAUUGCCCAAUUGCUCAGCAAUAGAGACCCUGGGAUCCAGGCCUUCCUCACCGUGUCCUGCUUAGGAGAGGGUGAUUGGAGCCACCUGGGACUAUCCAGUUCCCAAGAGACCCUGCACCUCCGGCUAAACCCUGAACCCACACUGCCCAUCAUGGAUGGUGUGGCUGAGUUCUCCGAAUACGUCUCUGAGACUGUGGAUGUGCCAUCCCCCUUUGACCUGCUAGAGCCUCCCACCUCAGGGGGCUUCCUCAAGCUCUCCAAGCCUUGCUGCUACAUUUUCCCUGGUGGUCGUGGGGACUCUGCCCUCUUUGCCGUUAAUGGUUUCAACAUCCUGGUGGAUGGUGGCUCCGAUCGCAAGUCCUGCUUUUGGAAACUGGUGCGGCACCUGGACCGCAUUGACUCUGUGCUACUCACACACAUUGGGGCAGACAACCUGCCAGGCAUCAAUGGACUCCUGCAGCGCAAAGUGGCAGAGUUAGAGGAGGAGCAGUCCCAAGGGUCUAGCAGCUACAGCGACUGGGUGAAGAACCUCAUCUCCCCUGAGCUUGGAGUUGUUUUUUUCAACGUGCCUGAUAAGCUGCGGCUGCCUGAUGCCUCCCGGAAAGCCAAACGCAGCAUUGAGGAGGCUUGCCUCACUCUGCAGCACCUAAACCGCCUGGGAAUCCAGGCUGAGCCUCUGUACCGUGUGGUCAGCAACACCAUUGAGCCACUGACUCUCUUCCACAAAAUGGGUGUGGGCCGGCUGGACAUGUAUGUCCUCAACCCUGUCAAGGACAGCAAGGAGAUGCAGUUCCUUAUGCAAAAGUGGGCAGGCAAUAGUAAAGCCAAGACAGGCAUUGUGCUGGCCAAUGGGAAGGAGGCUGAGAUCUCAGUGCCCUACCUCACCUCUAUCACUGCUCUGGUGGUCUGGCUACCAGCCAACCCCACUGAGAAGAUUGUACGUGUACUUUUUCCAGGAAAUGCUCCUCAGAACAAGAUCUUAGAGGGCCUGGAAAAACUUCGGCACCUGGACUUCCUGCGUUACCCUGUGGCCACACAGAAGGACCUGGCUGCUGGGCCUAUGCCUACCAACCUGAAACCCAGCAAAAUAAAACAGCGGGCUGACAGCAAGGAGAGCCUCAAAGCCACUACCAAGACAGCUGUGAGCAAGCUAGCCAAACGGGAGGAGGUGGCGGAAGAGGGAGCCAAGGAGGCUCGCUCAGAGUUGGCCAAGGAGUUAGCCAAGACAGAGAAGAAGGCAAAAGAGGCAUCUGAGAAACCCCCAGAGAAGCCUGCCAAGCCUGAGAGGGUGCGGACAGAGUCAAGUGAGGCACUGAAGGCAGAGAAGCGAAAGCUAAUCAAAGAUAAGGUGGGAAAGAAGCACCUUAAAGAAAAGAUAUCAAAGCUGGAAGAGAAAAAAGACAAGGAGAAAAAAGAGAUCAAGAAAGAGAGAAAAGAGUUCAAGAAGGAUGAAGGAAGGAAAGAGGAGAAGAGAGAUGCCAAGAGAGAGGAGAAAAGGAAAGAUACCAAACCUGAGGUCAAGAAGAUUUCUAAGCCAGACCUGAAGCCCUUUACUCCUGAGGUACGUAAGACCCUCUACAAAGCCAAGGCCCCUGGAAGAGUCAAGAUAGACAAGAGCCGAGCUGCCCGUGGGGAGAAGGAGCUGUCUUCUGAGCCCCGGACACCCCCAGCUCAAAAGGGGACUGUACCACUCCCAACAGUCAGUGGGCACAGGGAGCUAGCCCUGUCCUCACCAGAGGACCUCACACAGGACUUUGAGGAGAUGAAACGUGAGGAGAGAAGUUUGCUGGCUGAACAAAGGGACACAGGACUUGUAGAGAAACUACUCCCUCUAGACACUACAGAGGGGGUACCCCCAAGCACAGCUAUCCAGGGAAUACCACCCUGUGUCCCAGGGCUGGAACAAGAAGAGCACGUGAUGAAGGAGAAAGAGGCCGUCCCAGACAUCUCUGAGGAGCAAGGCAGUAAGGACAGAGGCCCAGAUUCUGGGGCUGAAACAGAGGAAGAGAAAGAUACCUGGGAGGAAAAGAAGCAGAGAGAAAUAGAGAGGCUCCCAGACAGAACAGAAGCUAGAGAGGAAAGUGAACCUGAGGUAAAGGAGGAUGUGAUAGAAAAGGCCGAGUUAGAAGAAAUGGAGGAGGUGCACCCUUCAGAUGAGGAGGAAGAGGAAGAGACAAAGGCUGAGAGUUUUUACCAAAAACAUAUGCAGGAAGCCUUGAAGGUAACUCCAAAGUGCAGGGAGGCUCUUGGGGGCAGGGAACUGGGACUACUGGGCAAGGCCCCUGAGAAAGAGACCUCAUCAUUCCUAAGCAGCCUGGCCACACCUGCAGGAGCCACUGAGCAUGUCUCUUACAUCCAGGAUGAGACAAUUCCUGGCUACUCAGAGACUGAGCAGACCAUCUCAGAUGAGGAGAUCCAUGAUGAACCGGAGGAGCGCCCAGCUCCGCCCAGAUUCCAUACAAGUACGUAUGACCUCCCUGGGCCUGAAGGGCCUGGCCCCUUUGAAGCCAGCCAGCCUGCAGAUAGUGCUGUUCCUACCACUUCUAGCAAAGGCUAUGGACCACCAGAGACUGAACUCACCUACCCCCCCAACAUGGUGGCUGCUCCUUUGGCUGAAGAGGAACAUGUGUCCUCAGCCACCUCAAUCACUGAAUGUGACAAGCUUUCUUCCUUUGCCACAUCAGUGGCUGAGGACCAGUCUGUGGCCUCACUUACAGCUCCCCAGACAGAAGAGACAGGCAAGAGCUCCCUACUGCUUGACACAGUCACAAGCAUCCCCUCCUCCCGCACUGAAGCCACUCAGGGCUUGGACUAUGUGCCAUCAGCUGGUACCAUCUCACCCACCUCCUCACUGGAAGAAGACAAGGGCUUCAAAUCACCACCCUGUGAAGACUUCUCUGUGACUGGGGAGCCAGAGAAAAAAGGAGAGAUCAUAGGGAGAGGCCUACCUGGAAAGAAAGCCAUAGAAGAAGAGGAGGAGAUGGCAAAUGUAGAGAUGUCUGAUAAACUUUGCAGUCAAUAUGGAGCCCCAAUGUUUGGUCCCCCUGGGCAUGCCCUACAUCCAGGGGAACCGGCUCUUGGAGAAGUGGAGGAGCGGUGCCUCAGCCCAGAUGACAGUACAGUGAAGAUGGCCUCUCCUCCACCAUCUGGCCCACCCAGUGCCACCCACACACCCUUUCAUCAGUCACCAGUGGAAGAGAAGUCUGAGCCCCAAGACUUUCAGGAAGCGGACUCCUGGGGAGACACUAAGCGCACACCAGGUGUGGGCAAAGAAGAUGCUGCAGAGAAGAUGGUCAAGCCAGGUCCUGAAGAGGGCACACUGGAGGAGGGGAAGCUCCCUCCUCCAAAGAGCCCUCAGGCCCAGGAAGCCCCCAUCAGCAUUUUUGGGGGACAUACAGGCUACACUAUUCAGCUAUUGUCCGAACAAGACAAAGCAACAGUCUUUGAGACUGUACAAGCAGGAGAAUCCACAGGCCCAAUUCUUGGAGCAGAAGCCCUUCCUAAAGGUUUGAGGACAUCACUCCAAGAACCUGGUGAACCUCAGAAAGAUGAGGUGCUCCAAUUUCCUGACCGAAGCCUCUCCCCUGAAGAUGCAGAGUCCUUCUCUGUCCUCAGCAUGGUCUCUCCAGACACUGCCAACCAAGAGCCCACCCUCAGGUCUCCUUGUGGACUGACAGAGCCGUACCUACACAAAGGCCUUUGGCCAGAGGUGUCUCCAGAAGAUACCCAGUCACUUUCUGUCUCAGAAGAAAGUCCCAGCAAGGAGACCUCUCUAGACAUCUCUUCUAAGCAGCUCUCUCCGGAAAGCCUUGGCAUUCUCCAGUUUGGAGAACUAAACCUUGGAAAGGAAGAAAAGGGGCCACUGAUGCAGGGUGAAGACACCUCUCACCAACUAGCUCCUGUGUCUAUUCCAGAGCCCUAUGCAGCCACAGUGUCACCUCCCUUACAUGGGACCACUGGAUACUCUGCACAAGCAGACUUCACAGAUGAGAGCCCUGACAGAAAAUUACCUUCCAGCUCCUUCUCUCACUCUAUACCAUCAGGAGAUGGGAAGCACUCACCUGGGGUGUUCACAAGCCCUGGUGAACAUAUUCUGACACCUGAUAGCUCCUUCACCAGGAGUCCUGAGUCUUUGCCAAGCCCUGCCAUGGAGGACAUUGCUAUGGAAUGGGAAGGUAAAGUUCUAGGGUUGAAAGAUAGAACCCCAGAGGAUAAGGACAAGGAACCUGAGCCAAAGGAUGAAGUCCUACAUCAGAAGGACAAAACUCUGGAACAGAAGGAUGUUGUUGUAGAGCAGAAGGAUACAGCCAUUCCUAAGAAAGAUGAAGUUCUAGAAGAAAAGAACAAGGCUGUGAAACAGCAGGAUGAGGCUUUAGAACAAAAAGGCAGAGACUUAGACCAAAAGGACGUAGUGUUAGAACAAAAAGACAAGGCCCUGAAACAGGACAAGAUCCCAGAAGAAAGAGAUAAAGCCUUAGAACAAAAGGACACAGCCCUGGAAAAGAAGGACAAGGCCUUGGAACCAAAAGACAAAGACUUAGAACAAAAAGAUAGAGAUUCAGAACAAAAGGACACAGCCCUGGAACACAAGGACAAAGCCCUGGGACCAAAAGACAAAGACUUAGACCAAAAAGAUAAGUUCCUAGAACAGAAAGAUAUGAUCCCAGAAGAGAAAGACAAAACCUUAGAACAAAAAGACCAAGACUUUGAACAUAAAGACAAGGCUCCAGAGGAAAAGGUCCCUGAACUUAAGGGCAAAGCCCUAGAACAGACAGACAAAGCCCCUGAACAGAAAGACAAGGCCCAGGGACAGAAGGAUAAGGGCUCAGAAAAGGAGGAUCAGGCCUUACAACAAAGAUACUGGGCCUUAGGACAGAAGGAUGAAGCCUUGGAACAAAACAAUAAGGCUAUUGAACAGAAAGGUAAGGCUCUGGAAGAGAAGGACAAAACUCAGAGAAAGGAGAGCCUAGUACUGGAGGAUAAAACCAUUAAACCAAAGGAGAAGAUCCUAGAGGAAAAAUCCCUAGAAAAGGUCAAGGCUGUGGAACAGAAGGAAGAAGCUCUUCAGGAGAAGACCAAAGCUCUUGGGCUGGAAGAGAGCCCCAUGUGGGAGGUCAAGGCCAGAGAGCAGGAAGAGAAGUACUGGAAGGAGCAGGAUUUAGUCCAGGAGUGGCAAGAAACAUCUCCAACCAGAGGGAAGCCAGUUGACGAACAGAAAGAGCCUGCUCCAGCAUGGGAGGACACAGCUGCUCCUAAGCAGGAGGACAGGUAUUGGAGGGGCAGAGAGGAGGUGGCCCUGGAAGAGGACCCAUACUGGAGGGAGCUAAGCUGUGAGCGGAAGGUCUGGUUCCCUCACGAGCUGGAUGGCCAAGGGGCCCGCCCACGGUACAGCGAGGAACGGGAGAGCACUUUCCUCGAUGAGGGGCUAGAUGAUGAGCAAGAAGUGCCCCCCAGAGAGCACACACCCCGGAGCCCGUGGGCCUCAGACUUCAAGGAUUUUCAGGAGCCCUCACAGAAGGGGCUAGAGGUGGAACGCUGGCUUGCUGAGUCACCAGUUGGGCUGCCACCAGAUGAAGAGGACAAGCUGACCCGCUCUCCUUUUGAGAUCAUCUCCCCUCCAGCCUCCCCACCUGAGAUGGUUGGGCAGAGGGUUCCUUCAGCCCCAAGACAAGAGAGCCCUAUCCCAGAACCUAAGCCCAUGCCACCCAUGAGGAAGGAACCCACGACCCCCUCAUGGUUGGCUGACAUCCCACCGUGGGUGCCCAAGGACACACCCUUGCCCCCUCCACCCCUUUCCCCAGCUCCAGCUCCCCCUACGCCUGCCCCAGAGCCCCACACUCCUUCACCCUUCUCCUGGGGCACAGCUGAGUAUGACACUGUGGUGGCUGCAGUGCAGGAGGGGGCAGCUGAGUUGGAAGGGGGGCCAUACUCCCCCCUGGGGAAGGACUACCUCAAGGCUGAAGGGGAAAGGGAAGAAGGUAGAAUUGGGGCUCCUGACAGUAGUCCCCAAAGCUCAAAGGUCCCUGAAGCCAGUGAGAGCCAUAUCACUGGGGACCCCGAGCAGACUGAGCCAGAGCAGAGGGAGCCCACACCCUAUCCUGAUGAGAGAAGCUUUCAAUAUGCAGAUAUCUAUGAGCAGAUGAUGCUUACUGGGCUUGGCCCUGCGUGCCCCACUAGGGAGCCUGCACUUGGAGCAGCUGGGGAUUGGCCCCCACGCCUCUCAACCAAGGAGGAGGCUGUUGGCCGACACACAUCUGCGGAGAAGGAGCUUUCAUCUCCUGUCUCCCCCAAGAGCCUCCAAUCUGACACUGCAACCUUUAGCUACGCAUCCCUGGCAGGACCCACUCUACCCCCCAGGCAGGAGCCUGAGCUAGGGCUGAGUGUGGAGUCCAGCCUUACCCCACCUGCAGUGCCCCCCCGUGCUCCUAUCUCCCUGAGCAAAGGCCCAAGCCCCCCUCUUAAUGAUAACAUCUUGGGCUGCAGCCCAGAGAGGAGGACUCCAUCCCCCAAGGAAUCAGGUCGGGGUCACUGGGAUGACAGCACUAGUGACUCAGAGCUGGAGAAGGGGGCUCUGGAACAGUCAGAGAAAGAGGCCCAAUCCCCAAGCCCCCCUCACCCCAUCCCUGUGGAGCCCCCCACAUUGUGGCCUGAAACUGAGGCACAUUCCAGCCCUUCCUCGGACUCACACCUGGGGCCUGCCCGACCCAGCCUGGACUUCCCUGCUUCAGCCUUUGGCUUCUCCUCAUUGCAGCCAGCUCCCCCACAGCUGCCCUCUCCGGCCGAACCUCGCUCAGCACCCUGUGGCUCCCUCGCCUUCUCUGGGGAUAGGGCUCUGGCUCUGGCUCCGGGACCUCCAACCAGAGCCCGACACGAUGAGUACCUGGAAGUGACCAAGGCCCCCAGCCUAGACUCCUCACUGCCCCAGCUCCCAUCACCUAGCUCUCCUGGGGCCCCUCUUCUCUCCAAUCUGCCACGACCUGCCUCACCAGCCCUGUCAGAAGGCUCCUCCUCUGAGGCCACCACACCUGUGAUUUCAAGUGUGGCUGAGCGCUUUCCUCCAGGCUUUGAGGCUGCAGAAAAAGGGUCUGGAGAGCUAGACCCAGAAAUGGAACCAGCUGCUCACAGCCUCUGGGACCUCACUCCUCUAAGCCCAGCACCCCCACCUUCACUGGACUUGGCCCUAGCUCCGGCUCCAAGCCUGCCUGGAGACAUGGAUGAUAGCACCUUGCCCUGCCGCCUGGAGUGCUCAGGGGCAGCCAUGAGGAAGCCAAGCCCCUUCCAGGGGCCCUCUGGAGACUGUGCAGCCAAUGGCCCGAAUGAAACCAGCCCCAAACCCCCAGGCCCUACCCCACCUAAGGCUGAAAAAGAAGAGGCUGAGGCCUGUCUUGCCUGGGAACGUGGGGCCUGGCCUGAGGGAGCUGAGAGGAGCUCCCGGCCUGACACACUGCUGUCCCCUGAGCAGCCACCAUGUCCCGGAGAGGGCUCUGGUGGCCCGUCCAGCAGUAUCUCAUCUGAGAUUGAGGCUGGGCCCCAGGGCUGUGCCGCUGAGCCCCGGCCCCACCAUGGGGAGCUCUCCCCAUCCUUCCUGAACCCACCUCUGCCCCUAUCCAUGGACGACAAUGACCUUUCAACUGAGGAAGCUCAGCUGGUAGGAAGAGGGGGGUGGCGCCGGGCAGGGGGGCCAGGAAAAACAGGAGGCCCAUGUCCUGUGGCUGAUGAGACACCCCCCACAUCAGCCAGUGACUCAGGCUCCUCACAGUCAGAUUCUGAUGUCCCACCAGAAACUGAGGAGUGUCCAUCCAUCACAGCUGAGGCAGCCCUCGACUCAGAUGAAGAUGGGGACUUCCUGCCUGUGGACAAAGCUGGGGGGGUCAGUGGAACUCACCAUCCCAGGCCUGGCCACGACCCACCCCCUAUCCCCCAGCCAGACCCCCGCCCAUCCCCUCCCCGCCCUGAUGUGUGCAUGGCAGACCCUGAGGGGCUCAGCUCAGAGUCUGGGAGGGUAGAGAGGCUACGGGAGAAGGAGAAAGUGCAGGGGCGAGUAGGCCGCAGGCCCCCAGGCAGGGCCAAGCCCGCAUCCCCUGCACGGCGUCUGGAUCUUCGGGGAAAACGCUCACCUACCCCUGGCAAAGGGCCUGCAGAUCGAGCAUCCCGAGCUGCACCCCGACCACGCAGCACUGCAAGCCAGGUCGCCUCAGCAGAGGAAAAGGAUGGACACAGCCCCAUGUCCAAAGGCCUAGUCAAUGGACUCAAGGCAGGACCCAUGGCCUUGGGUUCCAAGGGUGGCACCGGCCCCCCUGUAUAUGUGGAUCUCGCCUAUAUCCCGAACCAUUGCAGUGGCAAGACUGCUGACCUUGAAUUCUUCCGUCGAGUGCGUGCAUCCUACUAUGUGGUCAGUGGGAAUGACCCUGCCAAUGGCGAGCCAAGCCGGGCUGUGUUGGAUGCCCUGCUGGAGGGCAAGGCCCAAUGGGGGGAGAAUCUUCAGGUGACUCUGAUCCCCACUCAUGACACAGAGGUGACUCGUGAGUGGUACCAGCAGACUCAUGAGCAGCAGCAGCAACUGAAUGUCCUGGUCCUGGCAAGCAGCAGCACUGUGGUCAUGCAGGAUGAGUCCUUCCCAGCCUGCAAGAUUGAGUUCUGAAAGAUCCGCCUCCCUUCCCCAAGGAUCCACUCCCCCAGCUCCUUUAGAGAAUGGCUACUGCUGAGUCCUUUGGGGUUGAGGGAGACGGGAGCCCCAGGGGAAGCAGAUGUCUUACUGUGAGGACUUGGGCUGGGCUAAAUGGGAGGGGUUGUCCCUCCCCCUCAUCCAUUCCUGAGAAGGGUCUCAAAACCAAAGGUAACAGGAAUAGGAUAGGGGGAGGGUACAAAUUAGGAUAGAGGUCAUCUGACGCCUGAGAACCCUGGAGUACUCUCCUAGCCCUGUCAAAUGUUGGUAUUAGAUAGGGAGUGAGGAUAGGUCUCAGAGAGCAACCUCCUCCUUCAUGGAGGGAGAUCACAUCCCCAACCCCAGGGACCCCUUUAUCUCAAUCUAUUUAUUUAGCAUCCCAGGAAGGAUUUCCAAUAGUAAUUUAUGCAACCUGGAGGCAGGAUACUGUCAGUGAGGUGCCCAGAGCUGCACCCGUUCCUCCAUCUCCCAUUCCCUCACCCACCCGGGUCUGGGUUCUAGCAAUGGCCUGGGGGUGUACCACUGCUACACUGUCCUGCUUCCCUCAGUAUCUGAAUGUCUCAAUCCAAAACUUGAAGCUCUUUGACCAAUUGACUGGUGAGAGAAGAAAGGAGCUUAUCUCCUACCCUCUGCUUCAUACCAUUCAUAUCCCAGGGCUGUGUCCAGACCAGGCCUACUGGGCAGCACAAAAGGGCAAGGAGAGCCCAGUCCCAAUCCCAGAAUCCUUCCAAACUUCCUGACCCUUUGAAGUUUUUACUCACCCCAUUCUAAUUAUCCUUAUCCCUUCUCAUCCCCUGCUUGGCUUCUCUGCAUGUGGUCAUCUGCUGUGGCCUGGUGUGUAAUGGGUUAAAAACAAGCCACUGCCUGACAUGACAUCCCAACAUUUGACACCCCAGCAAUGUGUGACUCCCCCAACAUUCCACUCUACCAUCCUGCAGCUGAAAUGAGAAUGCUGGCUGCCUCUCCAAACCCAAACUCUUGGACAGAGGAUUUGGGGAGUGGAGACUAGGCCAGAGGACUUGGGGAAAAUGAGAGGGAAGAAGGGAAAAAGGAAACGAAGCUGAGCUAUAGCUUAACUCCUACAGAGUAAAAUGAAAAUGGGCUGAAAUACCACCCCAGGAGAGGACCUCGCCCCAAGCAAGCCAGUGAGAGGGCCUGCCAGACUACUGCCGGACUGAGAAACCCAGACGCUGAUAGUCUUGCAGGCUCGCCUUCUCUGCCAAACUGGGAAACCAAAGUGAGCCCACUUUGUGUUCUUCCUAGCUCCCACCUUCCCCGUGCUGCUGUGCUCUGCUCCUCCCCACACUUCCCUGCUAUGGUUCCCAGCUGCUGUAAUGGAGCCGCCUCCAACUCUAACAAUAAAUCAAGUUCAUUGCGGAUCGUGUA
This is a messenger RNA of Microcebus murinus (gray mouse lemur), 10629 nucleotides long. RefSeq names its product microtubule associated protein 1A (gene MAP1A). Gene Ontology annotation, molecular function: microtubule binding; actin binding. Gene Ontology annotation, biological process: axonogenesis; regulation of microtubule depolymerization; dendrite development. Gene Ontology annotation, cellular component: cytosol; microtubule; synapse. The record is from RefSeq and is a predicted model, not a curated record. Lineage: Eukaryota; Metazoa; Chordata; Mammalia; Primates; Cheirogaleidae.